AUUUCUCACAUCGGCAGGUCAUGUAGAUAGUUGCUUGGAGACCCUAUAAUUAAAGGAUGUGUUGUCUGAAACGAAACACGCUUAAAACAAUACUUCAUCUGAUAUGUCAGCUUCUGUGGGUGGUGGGGCUUGUUUUGGCCAUGGGUGGAAUCUACCUUCUGAUGACGCACAGACACUACAGCUUAUUUUUUUCUCAGAAUUAUAUCAUCCUUUCAGCCGUUUUUACACUCUGCAGUGCUGCGUUUCUGCUCUGCACCGGCUUCCUUGGUACAUGGCUGAGCCUCAAGGACUCCCGUUGUCUACAAGGACUGUUUGUGUAUCUGCUAGUUGUGAUCUUUUGCCUGGGAAGCACCGCCUCUGCGUUGGCCUACGUUCAUUUUAGAAAGAUGGGUUCUGAGACAGCGUCUCUCAGCGAGGUGUUUGAGAAAUACACUGGCAGCAGUCAGGACAUAAACUCUCAGACUGUUGAUGCAACUCAAAAGGAGCUCCAAUGUUGUGGAGUCAGCAAUUACACCGACUGGUUGGACACCUCUUGGUUCAAUCACACGGGUGGAAAACUUUUUCCUCGCAGCUGCUGUAACUCUACCUUUGUGUCAUGUACUGGCAGCGUGAAUCAGUAUUGGCAACUUUACUCUGAGGGCUGUCAAAUAAAGGUGGAGGAGACUUUUAAGUUCAUCCUGAGUUUUAUCAUGUGGAGCUGUCUUCUGGGUUUUUUAACUGAGUUGGUUUUGCUUACUACGAUGGGACGAAUGAUGAUGAUGGAACAACAACCUUUCAAAUAUCACCCACUGCACUACAGUUAAAGACAAAGGAGGGGAAAAAAACUGCUCCAAGCACUGUUUUAGAAUUUUAAAGUAACUGCAUUAGAAAAUGACAGGCCAUCUUUUUCCAUAAAGAUGAUGUCUGCAAUAAACUGUCAAACAUUUAUUUUAUGUCUUUUUUAUGAACUCUUUACACUUGUUUUGGUAAAUGUGUUCUUUUUUUGUUUCAUAUUUUAAAAAUACCAAAUGCAGACAUCUUUUACUUUUAAUGGUUAAUAAAUACUGCUGAAAUUAGACCAAAUUACUUCUUUAUCUUUCAU
Messenger RNA from Cyprinodon variegatus (sheepshead minnow), 1081 nucleotides. RefSeq names its product tetraspanin-3-like (gene tspan37). The record is from RefSeq and is a predicted model, not a curated record. The transcript is spliced from 7 exons. Gene Ontology annotation, cellular component: membrane. The coding region runs from base 57 to 803 and encodes 248 amino acids. NCBI's taxonomy places the organism in Eukaryota, Metazoa, Chordata, Actinopteri, Cyprinodontiformes, Cyprinodontidae.